CGCUAUUCAAAAUACGUAGAAGAAGUCAAGAAUACCAAAAACCAUGGCGGCAUGAAAUUUGUCAGCUGUGGGACACCGUACAUGUAGCUUUCCUGUGGAACUCCUAGUAGACAGUCUGCAGUAAGCAGUAAGAUGGAUACUGGGGAGGCUCCUGCUCAGCGGCCAGUCACCCUGGACAUCACAGUGGAGGAUGUAAACAAGGACGCUCCGGGCCCCCCGCAGCCAGACUCAAGCGAGACCCCUUCCAGAGACAGCGUCCUGCCCCAGGAAGACAGUAUCGACCUAGGUGGGGAGUUUGCCACCCCCCAGGAGGACAGCAGUGCCACACCUUCUGAAAGCCUGAUGGACAAGCUCAAUGACCAGAUGAUGGAGAGUGUCAUGAUUUCUGACUCACCCAAUAACAGUGAGGAGAAUGAUGUGGCUCCUAUUGACUCUUUUCUGGAUGGAGGGGAGGAGGAGAGUGGAGGAGAGACCUCAGGAGACAAAGAGGAACAACUUGAAACUGGACAGAAUACAACUGAGAUUAAAGUUUCUGUGGAGGAACAGGACAUGGAUGGUUCUGAAGAGAAAGUAGAAGAGGACACAAAGAAGCAGGCAGACACACAAGAGGAAGACACGGCCCGUGUUUCACCUCAAGGUGACACACAGAGCCCAUCUGAUCUUAAAAAUGAGGAACCAGCAGCACAGUCAGCCAGUGGUACUAGCCCAAAAGAAGAACCUGUACCAGUGUGCACCAUAUUCAGCCAUGGCACUCAGCCGAAGUCUCUGGUGCCUGAUGGCUUCCAGCCCACCCUUAUCAAGUCUCCCAGUUUUAGCAUGGGAAGUGGUGGGGGAAGCGAUGAGGCGGUGACCCCCAGCAAGCUGACAGCCCCCCUUGUGUGCCAGCCCAGCCCCAGCCUCAGUAAGUUUUUCACUGACAAUGGGCAGACCAAUCCAGCUUCUGACUUUUUUGAUUCCUUUACCACCCCGUCCUCCUUCAUUUCCGUUUCCAAUCCCAACGCAGAGAUCCCUUCAGGUGCCAGCCCUGCACCCAUAGCCCCUACCCCUGAUCGCCAGCUCUCUUCCACUUCUUCCUCUAUUUCCACUGCUGGAGGAUCCUUGGACUCUGGUACUCCCACCCCUAGCACAGUGUUUUGCCCUGCUCCUACCGAUUCAACCUCCAAGCCCCAACCUCCUCUUCCCCAAAUGGUCCCAGCUCCAGCGCAAGCCCCCGCCUCAGCCCCAACUACUCACCCACAGCCCUUCAACCAACUGCAAGCUGUAUUCUCGGGCAAUGACGACCCAUUUGCGACAGCACUGAGCCUGAGCGAGGUGGACAGGCGCCACGAUGCCUGGUUGCCAUCUGAGGAGACCAGGAAGGUGUUGAUCUCUGUGGCCACCCAGCAGUACAGCCCAGCUUACAUAGAGUCCAACAGACUCACAAUGCCUGGACUCAAGUUUGACAACCUACAGGGUGAUGCUGUGAAAGACCUAAUGCUUCGUUUCCUGGGAGAACAGGCAGCAAUGAAGCGACAAGUUCUCACUGCGAACUCUGUGGAGCAGUCCUUCACAGGCCUCAAACAGCUUGUGGUAAGUCACUCCCCAUACCUUUUGUGCAUGUGUAAUUUGAUGUUCUGUUCUGUUCUGAGGUUCAGAACAUCAUUCACUUUGAAAUGAAACCUGACAUAUACAAAAGAAAGAAGAAAUCGGUGCCUUUUUAAUUUUGUAGUAUAA
Molecule: messenger RNA, 1713 nt
Organism: Lates calcarifer (barramundi perch)
Lineage: Eukaryota; Metazoa; Chordata; Actinopteri; Centropomidae
Product: trafficking protein particle complex subunit 12-like
Exons: 3
Coding region: 133-1656 (507 amino acids)
Cellular component (GO): TRAPP complex; Golgi apparatus
Source: RefSeq, a predicted model, not a curated record